AUCUGACGAGAAAAAUGGAAGCUAUCGUGCGAUUUGAGAAGGAGAAUGUCCUCAGCCUUUCUUCCAAGACUAAUCAAGGACUGUUUGCACAGACUAAACGGUCAUUAAAAGGGCCUAAUGGAAAAAACCUCACUGUGCCCAAACCUCAAGCACUUAGGAAGGUUCUGGGGAACCUUAACAAACAGGUGGAACCCAAGAAAUCUGCAGCAGCAAAGGCCAAAAAGAUCAACUUGCCGAAGCAAAGAAGUGAGGAGUAUCCUGCCAUUGAAACCUUUAUCCCAUAUAACCCUUUAGAUUUUGAAAGCUUUGGGGUCCCUGAAGAACACAAACUCAGUGAUAUCUGUCUUGCUGGUAUUUCACUUUUCAUUGCAAGGGAUGAUGCAAUUAGAUUUGAUGCACUUACCGUUCCCGGUCUUUACCCGAUGGAAAAUCAAGAAAUAAAUUAUGGAGAGAACUGGCAAUCAGAUGGGAGAGCAGGAGAUUAUGGAUUGGCUCAUGAGUGA
Messenger RNA from Bufo gargarizans (Asiatic toad), 503 nucleotides. RefSeq names its product securin-like. Gene Ontology annotation, biological process: chromosome organization. NCBI's taxonomy places the organism in Eukaryota, Metazoa, Chordata, Amphibia, Anura, Bufonidae. The record is from RefSeq and is a predicted model, not a curated record. The transcript has 5 exons. Bases 15 to 503 code for a protein of 162 amino acids. Gene Ontology annotation, cellular component: nucleus; cytoplasm.